Molecule: messenger RNA, 1268 nt
Organism: Ilex paraguariensis (yerba mate)
Lineage: Eukaryota; Viridiplantae; Streptophyta; Magnoliopsida; Aquifoliales; Aquifoliaceae
Source: the annotation of a GenBank genome assembly
UUCUCUGCACCACCCUUUGCCCUUGAGAUCAACUGUUCAGGUUUUGCCCAUUCCCCAAAUUAAAUUUUUUUAGCCAGAAAAAAUAGAGGAAAACUUCUUGCAAUUGAACUAAAACACCCGAAAAUGCGCUGACAGCUUUUCCCUCCUCGAAAAUUAUUGUUUGGUUUCGCUCGUUUCUUCUACUUGAAAUCAGAGAACUUGAAUUCAGAAUCAACAGGGUCUGGAGAAUAUAGCACUAUGCAGCGGCUAAGGGCUUUGGGGUCGUCGUUUAUUAGGGACCUAACAGUGCCUCAGUUGAGAAGAAAGACUUUGAAUUCAUGGUGUGCUGUUCAGGACACCUAUUAUUCUACAAAGGAUAUUUUUGAGAGCCAUAAAGUGGUAUUUACAAUCUCCACUUCUAUAGCAUCCAUCGCUACUGCAUGGUUUGGCUAUUCUUUACGCCACUUUCAUCAAUCAAGAGUUGAUCAGAGGCUUCAGUCAAUUGAGAAAGCUAUGAAAACCAAUCAUCAAUUGGAAGAUACUGAUUUGCAAAAGCUUGUUGGUUCAGGCAGUAUCAGUAUUCCUGCUUGUGUUGCCGCUGCUGGAACCACUUUAAUUAUGGGGUUCAUGAAAACCAAUCAUCAAUUGGAAGAUACUGAUUUGCAAAAGCUUGUUGGUUCAGGCAGUAUCAGUAUUCCUGCUUGUGUUGCCGCUGCUGGAACCACUUUAAUUAUGGGGUAUGGAUUGGGUUGGCGAGGUGGAAAAUGGCAUGCAAAUAGGAAGUUCAGAAAGGAGCAGAUGAAAUUAUUAGGACAGCUAAAACCAAAAAAGUGGCAACUCAAGUUCCUUGGAAGACCAUUCAUAAGACCCAGAUUGCCAGCACUUCUAAGGCGCAAAUUGCCUGAAAAUGCUGUUAGAACAUCAAAAGAAUUGCAAAAGGAUGUUCCUGUUGCGCUCAACUCUGGAGAAACCCAACCUGCUUGUUAACAGAGAUGAGACUCGACUGCAGAUGCUGCAUUUUGUCUACCGAAAGACAUCAGAGGAAAACACUAUAUUUGUAGUUUACUUUAUGAAUACAGUUUAUUGGUUUCUUUCCUUUUUUUUUUUUUUUUUGGGUAAAUAUGUUCUUGUUAACAUUUUUUUUCCCAUCCUCCAAAUGGAUUUCCUCCCAAUGUAACUUGUGAAAAAGUUCCUUUUUGAUCAAUUGAAAGGGUGGAAACAUAAUCGACUUAUACGAGUUUUCUCUCCUCUCCAAUUUUCGAGUGUAAUAUGUGGGGAUUAAACAUUUG